Molecule: messenger RNA, 5276 nt
Organism: Heteronotia binoei (common prickly gecko)
Lineage: Eukaryota; Metazoa; Chordata; Lepidosauria; Squamata; Gekkonidae
Gene: PLEKHA6
Product: pleckstrin homology domain containing A6
Exons: 27
Coding region: 372-3899 (1175 amino acids)
Source: RefSeq, a predicted model, not a curated record
UUUCGGAUUUCAGGCCGAGCUUAUCAUUCUUCCAGCCCUUCCAGCCUUUGGGUAUUACUCUGCCUUCUCAGUGACGGAGCUUCCAGGAGGAAUAGAGAAGCAGUGCCUGCUUCAGUUCUCUUUUUCCUUGCUUUCUCAUUUCUUCAGCAAGAGCUCCCCCUCCCUCUUGGAACUUUUCUCCAGCCCUUUGCAUUGGAACUUGCCCUACAAGAGGGGUUUUAUUUUUUUAUCUUCUCGUGUCUCAGCACUGAGGGAUGCAGCCACUUCUAGCCUGAAGCCAUAAUGAAAGACAGAACACUUUUCUUCACCCAGUGACUGGCCAGAUACCAGAAGAAAACAACCAAUUUGAUCUGCAAACUUCUGCCUUGGACAUGUCAAACAAAACAGGCAGUAAGCGUCCGGCACCAGUCAACAGUGAAUCUUCUAAUCAUACCAUGGUUUCAGAAGCUCCUCAGGAACGACCCAAUGGCCGAGCCUCACGCUCCUCCAGGAAGGGGAUUGCAUUUGGGAAACGAUCCAAUUCCAUGAAGAGGAAUCCCAAUGCUGCAGUGACCAAGAGUGGCUGGCUCUUCAAGCAGGCCAGCUCAGGGGUGAAACAAUGGAAUAAGCGCUGGUUUGUGCUGGUGGAUCGCUGCCUCUUCUACUACAAAGAUGAGAAGGAGGAAAGCAUCUUGGGCAGCAUCCCACUUCUCAGCUUUCGGGUUGCAGCUGUCCAGCCAUCAGAUAACAUCAGCAGGAAAUAUACUUUUAAGGUGACUGUGUGCUGGAUGGAAGAGACACGAGGGAGUAACAAGAAGUCACUCUCUCCUCAGGCUGAGCACGCUGGCAUUCGGACUUACUUCUUCAGUGCUGAGAACAACGAGGAGCAGGAGUCUUGGAUCCAAGCCAUGGGCGAGGCUGCUCGGGUGCAAAUCCCACCCACUCAGAGCAAGAACCACCAGCACCACCACCACCGCAGUGUUCCAGCCAGGGAGUCUGCCAAAGCUGAGCCAGAAGCCAAGACCAGGGGUGAAGGUGAUGGCCGUGGCUCAGAGAAGAUUGAAAGGAAACCAGAGCGAGUAGAGAGCAAGAAAGAGUCAUUGGUGAAAGCUAAUGGCGUUGUGAGUCAAGAAAUGCCCUCUGAGCCUCUAAGCCCUUAUCCUGAAGCCUCCCAUGUGCCACCUGGGGUGGAAAGGCAAACGCAGCCAAAUGGCUGGCAAUAUUCAUCUCCUAGUCGACCUGGCAGCAUGGCCUACCCACAACAUGAUGGUGAGACUGCUGUGCCUCGUCGGAGUUUUGCUCCCCGCACCAAUCCUGAGAAGAUUGCCCAGAGGAAGAGCUCCAUGACACAGCUGCAGCAGUGGGUAAACCUGCGCCGUGGGGCCGUACCUCCUGAGGAUCUCCAAAGCCCCACCAGGUUCUACCCAAUGUCCCGAAGAGUUCCUGACUACUAUCCCCCAUACUCCCCCCAGUUCUCUGAGGAUUACCAGUAUUACCCUCCUGGUGUGCGUCCUGACAGCAUCUGCUCUAUGCCUGCCUAUGAACGUGUGAGCCCUCAGUGGUCUGUGGAUGACAAGCGACACUCCUUCCGCAACAGUGGCACGUACCAACUGCGUGACUGGAAGGAACAGCCUGGCUAUGGCAGACAGGAUGUGCCUGUCUGGAUCCCAGGCCCCACACGACAGCCAGUUUACUAUGAUGAAAUGGAUGCUGCUUCAGGCUCUUUACGCAGGAUGUCACUCCAGCCUCGCUCCCGGUCGGUCCCUCGCUCACCAAGCCAAGGUUCCUACAACAGAGCCAGGGUAUACUCCCCAGUCAGGUCACCCAGCGCCCGGUUUGAAAGAAUGCCUGCCCGGAGUGAGGAGAUUUAUGCUGAGCCAACAACCUACAUGAUGAGGCGAUCAGUCAGUUCCCCAAAGUAUGAUUAUCUGGGUGACAGGAGGCCUGUCCCUGCAGGAGUGUUCCCCUUCAACUAUCCAGCAUCCCCUACAGUCCACGACAAAAUGGAUGAACUUUUAGACCUUCAGUUGCAAAGAAACCUAGAAUAUUUGGACCAACAGAUGAGCGAGAGCGAGACUUUGAUCAGUAUGGUGAACAGAAUGGUGGAGAGCUCCUCCCCUAGGGCUCAGCUGUACAUGCAAGUGUCUCACUUCCCUGAAGCUUAUAGAGAAACGCUGCACACCUACAAGAUAAGCGAGCAAGAUACAGAUAAACUCCUGGGAAAGCUCUGUGAACAAAACAAAGUGAUGAGGGAACAGGAGAGGCUGGUGCAGCAACUUCGUGCAGAGAAGGAGAGUCUAGAGAGUGCACUAAUGGGCACACACCAGGAGCUAGAAAUGUUUGGGAGCCAGCCAGCCUACCCUGAAAAGCUGCUGCACAAGAAGGAAUCCCUCCAGAACCAGCUGAUCAAUAUCCGGGUGGAGCUGUCCCAAGCCAGCACGGCACUGGCCAACAGCACCAUAGAAUAUGAGAACCUGGAGGGUGAGGUAUCAGCCUUGCAUGAUGACCUGUGGGAGCAGCUGAACUUGGACAUCCAGAAUGAAAUGCUCAAUCGGCAAAUCCAGAAGGAGAUCUGGCGGAUCCAAGACGUAAUGGAGGGGCUGAGGAAGAAUAACCCUUCCCGAGGCACAGACACUGCAAAGCACAGAGUGACCCUUGGCCCAUCAGGAACCUACAGCUCCAAUAGCCCAGCCAGCCCUUUGAGCUCAGCCAGUCUCACAAGUCCACUGAGCCCUUUCUCCCUUGUGUCAGGUUCCCAGAGCUCCCCUACCAAGCAAGGCAGCAAUGAGGAGCCUGGUCCACCUCGACCUCCCCUCCCCAAAUCAUAUGUGCCCUUGGAAUCUCCUCCGAUUAUCCCUCCGCUCCCUACUGAAAGCCGCCUCUGGCCGUAUCCUAAUUCCCCUUCCUGGCAGCAAAGCAGCGAGGCGAAGAGGGGACAGUCCAAGUCCAGCUUUGAGCCAAGCAAGAAAGACCACCAGCGAACAACAGCCUCCAGUGCUACAGUGGAGUCAGGGCUUUUGCAGACACGGCAAGAGCAAGAAACUGACAAGCAAAUAGCUCUCAACAAAGUUGGCAUUGUUCCCCCAAGGACCAAAUCACCCCUGGACGAGGACACCAUCCCCACAUCAGGUGUGAUAAGAAGGAGUGCAAGCAACCUACCCAAUGGACUGAAUUCCCGGGAUAGGCCAAAAAGUGCUGUGUUCGCCAAUGAGAUGAAGGCAAAGAUGAGUGUAGAGGAACAGAUUGAUCGCAUGAAGCGCCACCAAAGUGGUUCUAUGAAGGAGAAAAGGCGGAGCUUGCAGCUUCCAGCCAAUCAGCAACAGAUAGAGAGCUCUGUCUCCAAAACUCCUGCUUCUUACAAAGUGGUUCGCAGACACCGUAGCAUCCAUGAAGUAGACAUAUCUGAUCUAGAGGCAGCCUUGCGCUCAGAAGACCCCAGCAAGAUGUAUGAAACCCCCCGGGAAGAGAUUGCUCGGCUGCGUAAAAUGGAGCUGGAACCAGAGCAUUAUGAUGUAGAUAUCAGCAAAGAGCUUUCCACUCCAGACAAAGUCCUCAUACCAGAAAGAUACAUUGAGUUGGAACCUGACACCCCACUGAGUCCUGAGGAGAUAAGGGAGAAGCAAAAGAAAGUGGAAAGGAUAAAGACCCUCAUUGCCAAAUCCAGCAUGCAGAAUGUGGUCCCCCUCAAUGAGGGAGAGGUGGACAUGCCCCAGGACCCAGAGACCCAGCUUCAGGAGCAGGAGAAGCGAAUUGAGAUCUCCUGUGCUUUGGCUGCAGAAGCCUCCAGGCGGGGUCGUAUGCUCUCUGCUCAAUGUGCCACCCCGAGCCCUCCCACCUCCCCAGCCUCCCCGACUCCACCGACUAAGUCCCUCUCGUCUGACUCAUCCCAGGGCACCGACAGCCAUUUUAUGCGUGUCUGAGCCAUAAACACAAGCCCUGGCUGCUGUGAAUGCUGUGAAAUUCCACGGAGCUACAUUUUAACACACAAGUGUGCAUCCCAACACAACCACUUAGCAAUGUGCUCAUUGUGGUGCUGGUUCUCUCUGAACCCCUCCUUUGGUUGACUUGUGAGAACAUUCAGGAAGGAAAAGCUGCCUCUGAGAAGAACAGGGAUGUCUCACUUUGUCCCAGUUUCUCUCCACCCCUGUGACCCAUAGCCACUGCCCAAGCAAGCCCUUGGAAACGAUAAGGGAUGCUACAGACAGGAGCUGUUUCAUUCUGCAACACCCAUCUGAGUCAAUGGCAUAAACUCCAAGGCAAACGACCAGCAGCUAAAGACCAACUGUUCACUGGGCAGAGAGCCAGCACUGGACUGGAAAGGGGUGGUAGUGAUGAUGGGGGCGGGGAGAGGUGAGGCUUCCCCCACUAAUGGGCCUGACUCCUGGAACUCAACCCCCUUUCACCAUUCUGGAAGAAGCAGGAGGGGGGGCAGGAGGAAGUUGUGUGAAGAAUGACUUGUCACUGCAGCCAGGGGUGUUCGGAACCCUUCACUGAAAUGAGCACCCAGCUUUUCUCCUUCACACACCUUUGGUCUCCUCCUCCAAUCCGAAUGGCUUUAGUAUCCUUAAUCUCUAGAGCUAAGCAACCCGUGAUACCUUGCACGGCCAUGCUUCUCUGCUUAUGCUUACUACCAUUCAUGGGACAGGAAGGAGCAUGAAUGGACAAAUAGAAUUUUAAUGGAAGUGGCAGGUGAAGUGAUCAGUGUGUGUGUGGGGGGGGAGGAAGCAGAAGAUGCUUUGGAAUCAUCUUGCUUGCAGAAAUAUGCUGUAGCUGUGAUUUCUUCUUUCCAAAGCUUUGGGUGGGGUAGAGCAGCAGGUUGGUUCAGUGUUUGUGGAUGAAAGAUACACAGGUGCAUGUGUGCGUGAUGAAAGCUCUAUUGGAUGAGAUUGGCUUGUUAGUGAUGCUUUGAUGCUUUCAGCAUCCCAGUGAAGUCUGUUUGCCAGUAGACACAAAGCAGCAUUGGGACUGGGUGGAUUGACAUUUCUUUCCUGGCAUCAGAGCCAAUAUACAAUUGUGUCACUGAGCAUUCACCUUCUGAGUGCUCCAGGGCAUGAAUCAAUCUCUAAAUAAUUGGGCCAGAAUGAAAACUGUAUGUUAGAUACAUAACUGCAUGAACCAUGCAUUUAUGAGUUUCUUGUACCAUACCUUGAAGCAGCUGGUACUGCUCAUAAAGAUGGGGGUAUUGAAUUAGGGUUGCAUCCACAUAGACAUAAAUUGCCACAUUGGGAAAGCACAUCCCUUCUGUUUCACACAGAAGUAUAGUUUUCUCUUGAACAUAGGAAGCUUCCAUAUACUGA